Molecule: messenger RNA, 1162 nt
Organism: Amborella trichopoda
Lineage: Eukaryota; Viridiplantae; Streptophyta; Magnoliopsida; Amborellales; Amborellaceae
Source: RefSeq, a predicted model, not a curated record
GUGUCUUUUCUUUGCACCUUGGUAACAGAUCUGUUAUUUACAAACUCCCAGCUGCACAUGCGCACAUUACGGGGCCACCUGCUGGAGUCAUAAUGCCUACAAAGACUGUUACAUCACAAGACGUUAAGGUGCCACCAGUCUUGUGGCACGAAGAUAAUGGCAGGAGGCCACGGGAUGACCCACGGGCAAAUCCCCCCGGUGCCAUUUCAGGAAGGCAGCUUGGAGCAGCAGCUCAUCGCCUUCUUGUUAACAGCCUACAAUUAAGGACUGUUCGUGAUGCUCCGGAUCCAAUACACGCACCGCCUUAUACUGGUGGUGUGCUUGCUUCUUCUCCAUACCCAAAUGGAGCAACAAUUGUUAUGUACAACCCAAGGACCUCACAAACACAGUACCAUGACCACUACACAACGCACCAUUACACAAAUCCCAACCCUAGGAACUAUGGUUAUGGCCACGCUGAAGCUUCACCAUUGGGUGAUAUGUAUAAUAGAAACCAGCAACAUAACCACCACACCUCGCAUCACAGGCAAUCUCAGUGGAAUGGUAGCACCAACAGUUAUUUCAGUGCAAGAGAUAAUGGUGUGGGCAGGGGUACCAAUUACCAUCAUGUCCAUUCAUCCUAUGCUCAUUCAGGUGACUAUUAUGGAUCGUAUGACCAAGGGAAUAUGGUGGGGCAAUACAGUGGUCAUGGUGUGGGAGGCCAGUGGGGUAGGGGUCGAGGGAGAGGAGGGUAUACAGACCCUCGAGGGCCACCUAACAGGUAUUCGGCUUUGGAUAGGGGGCAAAGACCGCCCCAUGGAUAUGGCCGCCCUUAAGGUCUUGUAUUGUGCUGAUUUUUUUUUUUUUGUUGUUUUUUUGUUGUUUUUUUUUGUUUUUGUACUUUAUUGAUCUAGAUGAUGAUGAUACCAUUUCUUUUCCCAGACAAUAGGGCUCUCCUCCUCGGGGAUGCUAGAAAUGGUCCAUUGUGCAUUAGAUCAUCUUGUAACAUUUAUUAGUUUGCCCUAGGUCUAUUUCUCUGUCACUUUCAUGUGGAAAUCCCAUUGUCUUGGUUUCUCCUCAUAGGUUAUUUGAUUAUUCAUGCACUGUCGUGAUCUUAAUGGUCACAUCCAAUGUGCUUGUUUUAUUGAGAUAAAUGUCGGAAAAAUAUGUAUUUGUUUUGCCA